Molecule: messenger RNA, 11351 nt
Organism: Ostrea edulis (European flat oyster)
Lineage: Eukaryota; Metazoa; Mollusca; Bivalvia; Ostreida; Ostreidae
Product: serine-protein kinase ATM-like
Exons: 56
Coding region: 172-8838 (2888 amino acids)
Biological process (GO): DNA repair
Molecular function (GO): protein binding; protein serine/threonine kinase activity
Source: RefSeq, a predicted model, not a curated record
AGAACAACCUUACAGUCUAAGCGCGGCAGUGUGUUACAACAGUACAGACGAAGUCAGAAGUGUUACAAUGUGGCAUGCCAUGAAAAAAAUCAGAGAGGGAGGACAUUAGGUUCAAGAGGUUGACUUGGUCUUGGGCCAUUGGGUAAUUUCGGAAGUAUCCAUAAUCCAGGCAUGGACAGUCUAUCAGACGUGUUUGGGUGCUGUCGUGAGCUCUCAAGUGAUAAAGCUACGGAGAGAAAGAAGAGUUUGGAGAAGCUAAAGAACUUGCUUAAUAAAACGACAGUCAUUAACAGCCUGGAUUACAAUUCACAAAUCAGAACUAGAGACAGAAAUACUCUCACAUGGGAUGAUAUCCUUAGGGAGGUUCAUAGUUACAUUUACCUGGAGACACAGUUAUUUCAAAAAGGGAAGGAACCUCAGACAUCAACAGCCAGAGCCAGCAAGGAGAAAAGGAAACAAGAGAUUGGAGGAGUCUUCAAAUUUGUUGUCAAACAAGCAGAAAAUAGAGGACCAAAUCUGAAAGCAUCUCAGUUGAUAAAGCAGAUUCUAGAAGUAUUAAAAGAUGCAUUUAUGAUGUCUGCAUAUGGUCUGGACUACAGCAGUAUACUGUUGAAGAAUGUUUUACCAGUCAGGAAGUACUGCACAGAAAUUACAGACAAGACGUGGCAUGAGAUGAUUAAUUUAUACUGUAAGCUGUUUAUGGAUCCUGAGUGUGGUUUGGAUAAAAUCUUGCUGUCCAGGAUCAUUCAUUCUUUGAUGUCUGCUGCAAUUGUUCGAUGUGAUCUUAGACCAAAGAAACUCUUGACCUUCUUCAAAGAAGUCUUCAAGGACAUUAGAUGUGAAAAAAGAAUGGCAGUGAUAGAACAUCUCAUUAUGGCAGCCAACACCUUUGUUUACUCAGUCGCUGCAAAUUCCAGGGCACAAGUUUGUAAAUUUGGUGAGAGCAUCUGUGUCAACAUGCUCUAUCUGUGGGAAAAUAAACCUUCAAAUAUAUUAAAGGAGGAAAUUCAAGUGUUUCUCAGGUUACAGAUGACAGCACACCACCCAGGUGGGGCCAGGAGGGAUGAAUGUGGCUCCUAUGCUUAUGACUGGGAUGACUGGCAGAGCUUCCUGAGGAAACUAUAUGAAUUCUUCUAUACAGAUUUACAGAAGCAGAAUAAUAGGAGCCGAUUCUCUUCCAGUUCAAGGGAGGCAAGUCUAGCUGCAAACUAUGUUGAACUAGUGGUAGACGUCUGCAAUCAGAUUUUCCUGGAGAAAGUGAAUUCUAUAGACGUCACCCAGAUAUCCACACAGCAGGGCCAAGGGACCAAGAAAAGACGUUUAGAAUCUGGAUGGUGCUAUGUCCUGGAGUUUUUAUUAAACAGAGAGCAACAAAUCCAGAUGAUUCCCUGGAUUCAGAUGGUGACUCGAUUUCUGCAGAAAUAUCCCCAGAAUUUUCCACAGGAUCAAGUGAUAUCGUAUCUAGAGGCUAUUGCUAACCAGUUGGGGGAUUUCAAAAGGGUAGAGGUGAUACAUCACUUAAUGUUGUGUGCAAAGUCUUUCAUCAAAGUGUGGAAUACAUUCUCUGAAGUAUCAGAAGGUGGUGAAGUCCUGAAGAAAAUUAGCUUAGCAGCAUUAAGGUGUAUAAGUGUUCAUCAAGCAGAUGACAGUGCUUACCAACUGCUGACAAGCAUGGUACAACAAGGACUGGAGAUAGAACAAGAAAUGUGGAAUGCAUUCAUCCCAAGUAUAACCCGACCCAGUACGAGGGCAGUGCAAUAUCUUAACACAUACCUGACCAGGUACAAAAUUCCUGAGCAGUACAAACAUCAUCUGACUUCUCUCCUAACUCAAUCAUCGGAGGCUGAUGGGAAAAAUUAUCAUUUGAGAAAGCAGCUACUGGAUUGGUUGUUUCCAAGAAGAAGUCAGUAUUUGAAUGUUACCUUGGGAACUGUGAAUGAAAGUAAAGCAGAUCCCAGGGAGAUUGGGCAUCUUAUUGCAUUGUUACUGUCGAGAAAUCAAUGUGAUGUGCCAAAUUAUUGUUGUUCCUUAAACCAAGACCAUGGUGAUGCUUUUUACACAGAUCUUGAAAAUAUGUACUUGCAAUCUUCAAACAAAUUUGAAAUUGAGAAAGAGCAGACAGUUAAAGAAUCAAGUGAUUCAUGUCAUGUUGAAUGUAAUUUUUUGUGUGACAUUUAUAAUCAUGUUAUGGACCUUUUGAAGGAUGAAUCAACUUUCUUGAAUGAAGUGACUGAUUGUGAUAUGAAACAUUUAGAUUCCCUUAGUUGGCUUAUCUGUGUUGCAGGAAAUAUAUUCAAAUGGUUAAUGAAGUACAAAAUUCUACCAGAAAAUGCUGUGGAAAUGUCAGAAUUAAAUAAAUGCAUCAAGCUACUGCUAAAAAAACUUGGGGGAAAUGUGAAGUUGUUAACGUCAUCUGAAAAUUACUCCAUGUCAUUGAGAAUUCUGACCAAUCUUCAGAAGAUUUUAAUCACAGAGAAUGAUUUGAAGUUGGAAGGGGAGUAUUUUGUGGCAAUGAAGUUGCGGUCUUUGGUGCCAGCCUGUAUUUUAGAGGAAUUCAUGAGUGUUCUUACAGAAAAGGGAAGAAAAUUAGAUGGAGACCGAAAUUUGAGGACUGACCUUUCAGAUGUGAUUCAUGGAGUGGAGGAUUUUGACAUGGAAGGUAGUACACAGAAUGAUGACCAAAAUGAUGAUUUUAUGAGUGAUGACUUUGCUGAAUUGGAGGAGUCAGAUGUGACAGGAAGUGAUGGAAAUGAUAUGAAAUCUAUUUUGGAUGAGAACCAGUUGACUGAAAAACAAAAACUACAUAUUGAAAUGAUCAAGACGUUGUGUUUCUGGUGUGGUUUUGACAAUCCAGAACAUAGAAGAAAAGCUAGUAUAAAGAUGGAUGUGGACCAGUCAUUUAUUAAGGCUAAACUUGUCAAAUGGAUGGAGUCAGUUGAUGUCCACAAGUCUUUUAGUUUAGUACAGCUGAGAGUAAUGAUCAAGAUCUUGUCUUCAUCAUAUCAGCAUGUCUCGGAAGAAAAUCUAAACUCUAUGAUUAGAGUUGUGAGAUUUGUAGCAAAGACCUAUAGACAGGACCAAGAGGUGUGUUUUCUGUGUCUGGAGUUGCUGUGUAACCUGAUACCCCACCUACAGUCUGGAGAGGACAUGGUCAGUCAGUCUGUGAGAGAGAGUCGAGAUGCUGCACUCAUCCUCCUGUCAGCAUUCUUGAAUUUGCCCUAUGACAAAUGUACAGAGAAGAUGAGACUUGGUAUGGCAAAAUGCAUUGUCCAGUUUAUGAAAGCAGACCCAAAUCAGAGCUGGGCUGGAAUUUCACUGAAAAGAGAUGAUGGUGCCACAGAAAAAAUUCCUGUGUUUAAAGAAUUCAUCAAAUAUUUAGGAGAUUUAAGUCAUGCCAUCAGAAUGGACUGCGCUUUGGCCGUACAAGAGGUAUUCGUAUGUAAAGGAAUACCAUGUGACAGAGUUGCUCAAGACCAAAGUUUUGAUGCAAUAUACAAAGAAAUAAUGGAAUUGUUGGACCUGCAGGAUAAUUUGUCUUUAGAGAGAGCAAUGGAUGAGAGAAACAACAGGGAGGCUUCCGCCCUGGUGACUUUAGCCUACAUUGUGUGUGCCAGUCCAGUCUGUGAAAAGAAGGCCCUGUUUGCUUUUUGUCAGCUGACUAAAGCCAGACAUGUUGAGGCAGAAAAAAUUAAAAUGAUUUUGCAGAAAUUGGCGAAAGUUCAAGGCUAUGAAAGUGGGGGUAGUUAUGUAAAGACUUAUCUACCCUAUAUGAUCCACCAGUGGCUGUGUGUGCAGUACAGUAUGGAGGAAUUCCCAUUCCAAGUGGCCUUCUGUCAUUCAAAAGAAAACUUCUACAGUAAACACUAUGAGAUUCUCAUCUCUGAACUCAUAAUGUUCAAAGAUGUUGAAACUGCAAAGAAAGUGGGGAUGACAGUUAGUAGUGACUGGCAGAAGGUUCUCAUACUCUGCAUACCUAGGGUUGUGGUGUUUAUUCUGCCCCAGUUUGCGGCCUCAAGGAGUGGGGAGACAUCCAAUGAACAGGUCAAGAAGAGGACUGCUCAUGCCACCGCCUGUUAUGAUCUACUGGCAGAACAAGCUACAAAGGAGGUGGUUAAUAAAUGUAUAGUUACCAAGUUGGAUGUUAUAGUGGUCAACAUUUUGCUAUGCUUAUAUGACUGUGAAGAGGAUGAGUUUAUCAAAACUCCAGUUAUUAGGAACCUGGAUCCUGAGCCAAAUCCUCCUUGUUACAAUCUGUAUAAAACCCAGUCCACUUUGGAUUACCUGACCAGCAGUUUCUCUGGAAAUAAGUCUCUGAUAGAAAUCCUGUCAAGGACACAGGACUCCCUACAGAAGAUCCUUCAGGAGCUCGCCCUGAGGUUGUUUACAGAUCAUCGAUUACAUGAAAAGCGUCGAGUCUUGCUGAUGUACCGCUUGAUUUGUAAACUGAUGUUGCAGGACUUUGAUGGUGGUCUUGGUGGUAGCUUUGUCUUCAUACUAAGAGAAAUUAUCUAUCGCCUGGUUUAUCUUGUUCAGGAAAUGAGGAAACAGGAUAGUAUAAGAGAUGAAGAUAGAUAUGCGAACAACAUAAGCUGCAUGGGGUUGGAACUUCUUUAUGAUGUGCUGAAAAGUGCCACUGCUGUCUCGGCUCCGGAGGUAGAAAAGUAUUUGAAAUUCAUUAUCAACAACUUGGUUCCACUCACCGAAUUAUCUCCCUUGCUUUGUGAGCAGGUGAAAAACUUGUUCAAGAUGCUGAUAUUGGAAAGUAGAUGUCUUCUGAAGGCAGGAAUAGCUUCACUUGAUCCUUUUCCAGAUAGAGAAGACUUCCAUCAGUUCUCGACUGUUUACCGAGAAAUCAAACUCGCUCAGGGACCAAUAACAUUGCAACAGAUUAUUGAGAAUUACCUGUCGGAGGAUGAGAAAAUGCUCUCAGAAGAACAUUCGAAGGAGGGUCUGCAUUUCUUAUCACGAGAACUAGCUUCAAGGAUGGAGGAGCUCUCUGAGUUAAUGAGAUCUGAACAGGGCAAAUCAAAGAGUGUAUUGUCUUUUCUCAUGAUGAAACUGGUACGACACAGUCAACUAGUGAAGGACACUCAAGCAUUGAGGGAGAUAACCCAGUGCCUGGGAAUAAUGGGCCCAGUUGAUCUUAUGGUACUUGCACUACCCUGUCCUGACCAGGAAGACAAGGGAAAGAUUGAUAGUUUUGUGUGGGUUCUGGAACAUCUGGACAAGUAUCUCAUUGACAAAGAUAUGAAGACAGUGGAAGCCACAUCACAAGUGCUGAAGUCAAUGCUCAGGUCAUCAGCAGGAAUUAACUUUGUAAAUGAGAUGAAUAACUCAAACAAAAUGGAGUUAUUCCAGAGACUGCAACCAUUUCUGCCAAAGAAAAAGGACAGUGCAGUAAAUGCAGAAAUACAAAAAAUGAGCUAUGACAAGUUUGUGAGUGCUAUAAACCAAGAUGACCUCUGGUGGGACACAACAGUGUCUCAUGAAGACUGGAUUGUCAGAUUGACUUCUACCCUUUUGACCUGUAGUGCUAUUAACAAUGAGUUGUUUUGUUAUCUAGGGCCAGUUUGUCUUCUGAAAAUGGAAUUCUGUGAGUUUCUUCUACCCAUGCUCAUUCAUGAUAUUCUAAGUUUAAACAAUGCUGCUCAUCAAGAAAUCUUCUCCCAACAAGUUUCCAGAUUUUUCCUCCAGCAUUGUCGAUUGUCUUUAACACAACCACAAGGAAGUUACAGUAUAUGUCAGGACAAGGAGUCGAUCAGAACCAUGCUUGGAGUCAUACAGUAUCUAAGACAAGAAACCAGACCACAGCAAGGGAGAAAACCAUUAUCAAUAUGGGAUAACAACUUUUGGUUGGAUGUCAAUUAUCUCCAUAUAGCCAAGGCUGCCUUGUUUUGCUCAUCACAGUUUUCUACUGUUAUGUAUGCAGAGAUUUGGUGUAAUUGCCAGAGUAGAAAGCAACAAGAGGAGACAUUGAAGAAGUCCUCCACAUUGUAUGAGACCAUAAGCCAGAGCUUCACUCAAGAUUCUCAGGUAGAUUCCAUGAGUUCUGAUUCAGAGGGAGUGACUCUGAAUGUACAGGAUAUCCUACUAGAGGCAUAUAGACAGAUUGGGGAUCCAGAUGGGGUGUAUGGAUGUGGAGCAGGGCGUCUGGCAGAUCCAGUGUCCAGGAUAAGGAUGUAUGAACAUGAAGGUCAGUGGGCAAAGGCUGUCAUCACGUAUGACAUAGGUCUGCAGCAGCACUCCAAACAGGAAGUGGAUCUACUUAAGGCACUGGAUAGUUUUGGAUCACAGCACUUACUGGACAGUUACUUGGAAAAUUAUCACAAGUCAAAAUCCGAUGAAAUACGCAAUCUCAUCUUUAUGUCUGCAAUCAAAGUGGGAAAGUGGGACCUGAACAUUGAGGAAAGUGCUAUUAGUGAUGUGUACAGUUUCAAUGAAUCGAUGUACAGAGCCCUGUGUUCCUUAAAGGACUCCCAGUUCUCCCUGGUCUCCUCCUUUUUGGAUAUAGCAAGGAAAAAUACAAUAAAGAGAUUGCAAGAGGCAAGUGUGGAGAGUUGUCGAUGUCUAUACCCAGUACUCUCAGAUCUACAAUGUGUCUCACAGAUUGAUCAGGCAGUCAAGGCUCUUACAAGCCCAGAAGGCAUUGAAGACAUGUUGAAAGACUGGUCACAAGAAAUGUUUUCUUCCAAUGAGUUUGAAUAUGUAGAACCAAUCCACAACUUCAGAUGUUCAGUCCUCCAAGUGUUACCCAAUCAAUCAGACAGUAUGCAGAAAUGCAUGCUGAGAGAACUACUACAUCUGACAAGAAUUGCAGUACAGAGUAACAGAUACCUUAUUGCUGAGAGAGUUGUUAGUAGAUUGAAUUCGUAUGAAACUUCAGACUUUAAUCUUCAAGUUGACAAAGUUACUGAAGAAGCAAAACUCUUCUGGGUGAGAGGGGAACAAAACAUUGCAAAACACAUGAUUAAGAAGCUGUUGAAGAUGCUGGAGCAGAAACAGAACAGUAGCAUCGAAGUAGCCAAGCUGUACCCACGAGUCCUCAGUUUGUAUGGAAACUGGCUGGCAGAAACCCACGCAGCCAAUCCUAACAUCAUCAUGGAGGAGUAUCUUGAAAAGACUGUUGCUUUACUUGAGAAUUUGAAGGAGGAAGGGGACUUAAUCCUAGAUGCAUACCUCUCUCUGGCUAGGUUUGCUGAUUCUCAAUAUCAGCAUAUUGUAAACUACAUGAAGUCCAGUAUAUUUGAAGCUAAGCAGAUCUUGAUGAUAAAGGCCAAGAAAGAAAUGGCAAGGAUGCAGCAGCUAGGAGAGAAAGAAAUUAAAAAAGACCGUUAUUAUACAACCCUAAGCAAACAGAGUCAGAUAGAUCAAUCUGAAUUGGAUGCCUUGGAAGAGGACAGAACGAGGUUCCUUAAACAGGCUGUACAGAACUACAUCAAAUGUCUGAAGCACGGCGACAAACACGACAUUCGAAUCUUCCGCUUGGUAUCUUUGUGGUUCAGUAAUCCAUCAUCUGCAGAAAUUUGUGGAUUGAUUUGGAUAAAUAUUCAGAGUAUUAAGUCCUACAAAUUCCUGAGUCUGAUUUAUCAACUAUGUGCCAGGAUGGACACCAAUCCACCAGCUGAUCAAACUUCCUCAUUGCAGAAAACACUGUCCAAAAUCAUUCAUCGCACUGCUGUGGAUCAUCCCCACCAUGCCUUGUUCUGUAUUUUUGCUCUGGCUAAUGCUAAGAGAGACUCUGAGCUACUGAAAAAAAGUACUGCAAGCAAAAGUAGACUGUCUAAGAAUGGUGACAGCAUUGACAGUGGAAAUGAGGGAAGAAUAGAAGCAGCCAAGAAGUUGAUCAUUCAGAUGAAGUCUGACAGAGAUAUUGGUGACAUUGUGAAUAAAAUGGAGAAACUGUGUGAUGCAUACAUCCAGCUAGCCAACUACAAUGUUGCACAGUACAGGCAUGAGACUAAACCUAUAACUUUGGAUAAAAGGCUGUGGAUCAUGCAGCUGAAUGAGAUUGGCAAUGUGGCGGUCCCAACAGAUUAUAUACCGAUUGAUCCAUCAGGAGAUUACAAAUCAAUUGUCACGGUGAAUGGAUUUGAACCCACAUUUAAGCUGGCAGGCGGGAUUAACUUACCCAAAAUCAUCACCUGUGUGGGUUCAGAUGGAAAGGGUCGUCGUCAACUUGUCAAGGGUAGAGAUGAUUUGCGACAGGAUGCUAUCAUGCAACAGGUGUUUGAGAUGUUGAAUACACUGCUUCACAAAAACCCUGAAACCAGGAAAAGGAAUCUGACUGUAAGGCAGUACAAGGUAAUACCCCUGUCACAGUGUAGUGGGGUCCUGGAGUGGUGUGAAGGUACGCUGCCUUUGGGAAUGUACUUAAUCGGAGAUAAAGAUGAAUCUAAGGGAGCCCACAAAAGAUUCAGAUCCCAUGACACUGGAGCCAGAGCCAGCAGGGACAAGAUGGCAGAAACAGUGGGAGCUUCCAUGAAAGUUAAAUUAAAGAAUUUCCUUGAAAUUUGUUCCAAAUUUCAACCAGUGAUGAGAUACUUCUUCAUGGAGAAGUUUUCACAGCCUUCAGUGUGGUUUGAACGUCGACUUGCAUACACAAAGAGUGUGUCUACCACUUCUAUUGUUGGAUACAUCCUUGGGCUGGGGGACAGGCAUAUGCAGAACAUUUUGAUUGAUACAGACUCUGCUGAGCUUGUGCAUAUAGAUUUAGGAAGACAAUUAGACAGAAACGUAAUCCCACUCAUGCAUACAAAAGACAGAAAACACUGUAAAGCUGAGCUGUACGUUCGCCUGGUUGAACUGCAUAAGGAAGAGUCCCACAAAUGCUCGAGAUGAUCCUUUAGUUCUUUAGCAACUCUGAAUGAUGUAGGCAGGGAGUUGGUGUCAAAUCUGCCUCUGGCGCAAGCAUUCGGAAUCUCUUCAUCUGAUAACGAGAAAUAGAGUCUGCAAUAGUAUUUUUUACACCUUCAAUAUGUAUAGCAUGAAUAACAUAGUGGUUGCAUGCUGCAUGGAAAGUGAGAGUUCGCAUUAAUUUCAUGAUGCUUUUGACUUUCAAUCUUCAUUUCCUUAUAAUGUCAACUGUUGAUUGAUUAUCACAGUGAAAAAGAAUGCGUUUCCUAGGCCAGGCAUGACCCCAUAUAAGACAAGCCAUAACAAUGGGGUAAAGCUCGAAGAAUGCCAUAGAUGUAUGCUCUUUAGAAAGGUCAACCGGAAAUUCUCCUUGAAACCACUUGUUUUGAUAGAAACCUCCGAAAGCUGUAGGGGUAGCAUCUGUGAAUAAAUGCAUGUCUGCUGCUUCUGUAACAUAAUCAUCAAUGAAGAAGGACACUUCAUUCCAAGAAUGCAAGAAAUCUGACCACAUAGUAAGAUCUGCUCUACACAUACUGUCUAAUCACACAUGGUAAUACAAUUGCUCAACGGUGGUAGACAAUGCUAUGAGGUGCGAAAUGAAAGAUCGGCCCGGCAGGACAACUCUGCAUGCGAAGUUAAGAUGUCCUAACAGACUCAGCAAUUCUCUUUUGGUGCAAGAUUUGCGACGUUUGAAAGAAUUGACAAUAUCUAAAAUCCGUUCAAUUUUUUCUCGAGGUAAACGUGCUUCCAUCCGUAUUGAAUCCAGAUAAUUAUAUUCCAAGGUAUUCUAGUUCUGUACUUGGUCCUUCUGUUUUCUUCUCUGAAAGUGUUCUGAAGAAAGUAAGGAAUUUGUCCAUAAGUGUAUGGGCCUCACAAUUGGCGAUACCACCACCAAGAAGUCAUCCAAGAGAUGGAGAACGUUCGGUAUGUUGUACUUGUGUUCUGCGAUCCAACACACGGCUGAUGAAAGAGAGUCAAAAAAUUUCAUACUAGAUCUACUGCCAAAUACUAGACGUAUAUAGAAAUAAUAACUUCUGUUCCACUUGAUUCCAUGAUAGGGCCACAAUUUGUAUGCUAUGGGCAUAAUCUUGAAUGCAUCAGUGAUGUCUGUCUUAAUGAGCAAUGCUCCUUCUCCAAAUCUUUUAAUAAGUUGUAUAGCAUCAUCCAUAGUUACAUAACUGAGAGAAAAUUCUGACUUGUAGAUAAGAUUAUUUAGGCUGGGGUUGUCUUUAUCAUUGUGUGGUGCUGACAUAUCUACAAUGAGACGUUUCUUCUUUGAGUAUUUACUCUCUGCUAUACCAAUGGGAUUAAUGCGAUAGUGUUCGAAAGGAAUUUCAUCAAAUGGUCCAUAUAAAUAACCCAUGGAAAGUUCUUUUUUUACAAGUUCUGUAACACUGUCUGAAUUUAAUAAAGCUGAUCUCAAAUUUUUACAUUCAUGUACUGUCUUGGGAAGAUGUAGGAAACCAGUAUGAAAGCCAAAUUUAAGGCCAUUGAGUAGGUAAUCUGUAAACUGAUGAUCAGGGUGGUCCGACAGAAGAGAUUGUAUUAUGUCAGUGUUUACUGGUGUGGAAAUUUCUAUACUGUAGUUUUCUCUUACAUCUUUUGAUGGUUGUGAGCCCCAGCUAUGUGGGGCACACUCAAGUUUUUUGUGUAGGUACAAUUCUGUUUCGAAUGGUCCCCUUUACACUCACUGCAUAGGUGUGCAUUGCGACAUCUGGGUAAUUGGCAACCCCUUAAACCAUUGAAAUUAUUACAAAUUUCUUUUCCUUCAUGAAACUGCCUUUUCCUUCCAUAAGAGUCCAUGUCACUAUUUUGUUUUUCUCCAGCAGGCCCAUAUAAUGGACAAAACCCAGAUAGAUGCAAAGUACUGUAAUGUAUUUUACUUUAUUUUUGUAUGGGAUGCCCUAAUUCAAUUGAGUGCUGUUGUGGUCCUUCUGAUAUUGGUGCUGUGUAACUUCUCUGUGGGUCACUUUAGAUCAUAUUACAAUUUUGAUCCAUUUCGACCUCUCUUGCAGGAGUUUUGCCACUUUAUUUGAUGAGUACAUGGGUACAUAAUUUGUUCGUCUAACUCCUCCCACAGUUUUCAAGUGAGGACUUUCCUAUUUCAUGGUGUGUUUAUGAGUAUUUAAGAUGUGCAUAUGGCAAGGAUUUUAAUUUUUGAGAAAUUUAUAUGUUGUUGGACUUGGUGAGGUUUGAGGAAAUGUUACAUAUAAGACUUCUCUCACAGUCUUAGUGUAAAUAAUUUCUCUCACAGUCUUAGUGUAAAUAAUUUCAAGAUUUGGAUAUUGCAAUUAUUUUGAUUCCCAAUAAUUUUCUUAUUUUUCUUUAAGUUUGAAAAAAUUACAGGUUGUUGAACUUAGUCAAUUUUGGGGGAAAUAUUUUACACAUUACACACAGCUAGAGCUCUUGGUUUGUCUAUUUACCUCCUGUCACAGUUUUUAAGCUGGGAUAAGAAAGUAUGUCACAGCUUGAUGAUAUCUAAUACUACCUAAGAAAAA